AUGUUCACUACUACUCAACUCAUCUGCUCCUCUCUUCUCAUUGCGUCGCUUAUGGCCAGUCCCAUCAGCCAUUCGAGCCAUGAGAACGCGUCCGGUAAAUACGGUUACGGUGACGAGUCGCAACACGCCAAAAACUUCCACCAGAAAGCUGAGCACUCUGGACACGAGGCAAAAGAAAAGGGAUAUUCUCAAGACGGAAAAGCUUCUGACCACGACGCUCUUCACAAGGACGCCGCCGAGCACAAGCAAAACAAGGAAGCCCAUCAAUCUGGAUCAGGAAACAAGUACGUCGAUGAUGCCUCCAACUACAACAAGGAUGUGAAGACGAAGACGUUCGGAUUCUUCGACUACCGUUACGUUCAACCACAAUACCACAUGGAGCAAUACCACACUGAUGAGAAGCACGCCAACAAGUACGCUGGAGAUGAGCACAACGCUGGACAACAACACAAGGACGCCGGAGGUUACCACGCUGACGGACAUCAAGGAUACGACAAAGCCCAAGAGAAGCACGGAGCUACCCACACCGACUACGGAAACGAGGACGCCGGACACAAAUCCAAGUACGACGACAACGAGGGCAAAUACGGAGACCACACCGAUGGAUACUACAACAAGGGAUACGAUAACUACGGACACGGACACGACUCCGAGAGCUACCAACCAUCCUACUACCAACCAAAGCCAAAGUACUACGGAGGGCACCAAUCCCACUACCAACCAGCCAGACACUCCAGCCCAUACCACGGUGACCAAUACUACGGAUACGAGGCUCCACACUACUGA
Caenorhabditis remanei is the source of this 786-nucleotide messenger RNA. RefSeq lists its product as uncharacterized. The coding region runs from base 1 to 786 and encodes 261 amino acids. The transcript is spliced from 3 exons. Lineage: Eukaryota; Metazoa; Nematoda; Chromadorea; Rhabditida; Rhabditidae. The record is from RefSeq and is a predicted model, not a curated record.